Messenger RNA from Durusdinium trenchii, 429 nucleotides. NCBI's taxonomy places the organism in Eukaryota, Dinophyceae, Suessiales, Symbiodiniaceae. The record is from the annotation of a GenBank genome assembly.
AUGGAUUUGAUUGAAGUUGAGGAUGUUGAGGACGAUGAAGUGCUACCUGAACUUGACCCGUUGCAUUUGGAAGAUUUAAAUUUCUCCUUUCAGGAGGAUAUUGAACAUUUGAACUCGUCUGCUUCAGGUUUUGCUGGCUACACGUCUCAGGACCUGGCACGCCAUCAAUCCCCGGACUCAGGUUUAGAUGCCGACCCGCAGGAUGAGGCUCAUGAAGAUGGAGUUGAGUUCAUCGAUCGAACUGCUCAGGAGAGUUUUGAUUUCAAUACAGGUACGAAUGCACGCAUUGUAGACAAAACUGAUUGGGCACUGACUGUGAAUCAUGCCUUCGAACGUCACAAAGCUCUGGACCCUGCCAUGAAGCUUCCGUGGGAACAACCUUCGAUGCAGGGAAUCUUUCACAACAGCGUCUUCAUUCAGUGCUGUUGA